This is a messenger RNA of Monascus purpureus, 980 nucleotides long. NCBI's taxonomy places the organism in Eukaryota, Fungi, Ascomycota, Eurotiomycetes, Eurotiales, Aspergillaceae. The record is from the annotation of a GenBank genome assembly.
AUGGCGUCCUCGAUCAGCUCCAAUCCGGAACCCUUGGCUGUCCUCUCCACCAUGGUCAAUCAGACGCUCAUCGAGACAGGACGCUUUUUCCGAUCAUCGGGUUCCCUGCAAUCAAAGGCCCAUUUGAAGCGUUCAAUCCCUGCUGCUCAUGAACAAUUCCAACGUGCGCUUGACAGCCUCUCUGAGGAGAUAUUUAUCGCAAAGGCGUUUCUAGAGAGGGAUUACAAAGCAGUUAUAGCCAAAAAAACAUCUAUCAAACCUGUGCAAGAUGUGAUGAUGAAGGAAGCGGACGAGAGAGAAGAACUGGGAAAGGUGCCAUCACAGCCUGUAGAGGAUGGAAGGACGGCUAAGGACAUAGAAGAAGCCGGACCCCAAGUGACGACCGAUGGCGCUAUUGCGGUGCCUACAGCUGCGGGGGCACGCCAACCAAAUCUCCUCGGUAAUAUAGAAAACUCCGAAGCAGUGCCAGACGAAAACCCAGCCCCGGAACAAUCACAACCAGGAACUGGGGAAGACAUCAAUUUCGGCUCCAUGCUCAACAACCCGGAGGGUGGUCCGAAUGAAUUCGACCUGCACCUCAAUUUCAGCAGUGAUGAUGUUGGGCAUCACAACUUCCUCUCCGGCCAUAACUUUGUAAACUUAGGAGCAGAGAACAAUGGUCUAGAUUCUGAAUUGCCGGACACGAAGACUGGUGUGGGCCAGCCGUAUCAACAGGGAGAACAACAGCCUGACACACAGACUAAUAACAAUCCAGAGGAAGUGAUGGCGCCUGGAGAAUCCAGCUUUGAUGAUCUGUUCAUGGACAAUGACAAUUUUGAAGGGGGUGGCACGGGCGACCAGGGCCUACUUGAAGGUGACCAUCUGAUGAAUAUGAGCGAACUGGACGACAGUUGGUUCACCUGAGGGGUAUAUUCUGUCCAGUAUUCACUACGUUGCAUUUCUUCCUACUUAAAAUACAUCAUUAGUCCUUCCUUGUCGAC